Pyrenophora tritici-repentis Pt-1C-BFP is the source of this 750-nucleotide messenger RNA. RefSeq lists its product as uncharacterized. The record is from RefSeq and is a predicted model, not a curated record. NCBI's taxonomy places the organism in Eukaryota, Fungi, Ascomycota, Dothideomycetes, Pleosporales, Pleosporaceae.
AUGGCUGUGAUAUCUGGAUUGAAACGCGCAGCUUCCGAGGAGCCCGAACACCAUGGGGCAGUACAACAGCCCAUGGACAUGAAGAGGCUCAAAGUCCCCAACGCUACUGAGCCGACCACGACAACCAGGAAGGAUUCCACGACUGAAUUGGAGAACAAAAGGACAGAAGUUGCCCAAGGAGAGCAGAAUGAGAUUGCAGCACAGCUCGAGGUCGCUGACGUUCCGACUACGACCAAGAUAAACUCUGAAUCUGCAGACGUCCAACCAGAAGAAACUUCGAAAGCUCCAGACACUGAAAUUGGGGUUCCAGCGGGUGAACAUGCCGUGGUUCACAAAGUACAAUCCCCAAAUGGUGGCAACAACGCUCCAUCAGAAGUUCAUGUGGAAGGAACAUCCGGAAUCGAUGGAAUCGGCGCAGAAACGGCUCAGCCAAUCACCGACCCAAUCGUAAUCAGCGAUGAUAACAGUGGAGAAUAUACCGAAGAUGAAGAUGAAGAGGAUGAACUAUCUGAGGAAGACGGUGCCUGGAUCCCCACGGCUCACAAUAACGACUUGGAGCUCGAAGCGGCGCUACAGGCUCAUGAAGAUGAAGUUAUGGAUGCAAUGACUAUGGACGAUGUCUAUGACCAAAUGGGCCUGGCUAGCGAUUCCAAUGAUAGUGAGAGCGAGGUCGAUAGGAAACUGGCUGCAAGGGAAGAACUAGAGAACGACGAUUGGAAUGAUGAUGGCGAUUAUGGCAGCGAUUUCUAG